CAAAUUAGUUUCUAUAUGGAUAGCCCAGUGGAGGAGUCCAGAAAGCAAGCUUUCGACGUCUUAAUUCCCAAUUUACCCACUGGACUGGAGUGGCCACCUCCUCCAUUGAAUUUCGAACUGUUUCUCUCCCCGAUGGCUCCUCCGGUGGGGAAGACGAAGAAGAAGAAGAAGAAGAAGAAGAAGACGGAGAAACCUUUGGAUAAGGACCUUAAGGAGAAGAAGAAGAGAAUCAACGCAGUUCCUUUGGACCCUGAGGCUAUUGACUGCGACUGGUGGGAUACUUUCUCGCACCGAAACUCUUCUCUCUCAGUCCCGUCAGACGAAGAUGAUGCCUUUAAGCACUUCUUUAGGGCUUCUAAGACCACCUUUAGCUACAUAUGCUCGCUCGUCAGGGAGGAUCUUAUCUCUAGACCUCCCUCUGGCCUCAUCAACAUCGAGGGUAGGCUUCUUAGCGUUGAGAAACAAGUCGCCAUUGCUCUUCGACGCUUAGCUUCUGGUGAUUCUCAGGUCUCCGUCGGAGCUGCCUUUGGUGUUGGCCAGUCCACUGUUUCCCAGGUUACUUGGAGAUUCAUCGAGGCACUUGAGGAACGCGCCAAGCAUCAUCUCCGCUGGCCAGAUUCUGACAGAAUUGAAGAGAUCAAGUCUAAGUUCGAGGAUAUGUACGGCCUCCCCAAUUGUUGCGGAGCCAUUGAUACAACCCACAUCAUCAUGACUCUCCCGGCUGUGCAAGCCUCAGACGACUGGUGUGACCACGAGAAGAACUACAGCAUGUUCUUACAAGGAGUCUUUGAUCACGAAAUGAGAUUUCUCAACAUGGUUACCGGCUGGCCAGGCGGCAUGACCGUCUCCAAGCUUCUCAAGUUCUCUGGCUUCUUCAAACUCUGUGAAACCGGUCAGAUUUUAGACGGAAAUGUCAAAACUUUGUAUGAAGGAGCACAAGUUAGAGAAUAUGUAGUUGGAGGGAUCAGUUACCCGCUUCUUCCUUGGCUUAUAACUCCUCACGACAGCGAUGAUCCCUCUGGUUCCAUGAUGGCGUUCAACGACAGGCAUGAGAAAAUGAGGUCAGUGGCAGCUACCGCCUUUGCACACCUUAAAGGAAGCUGGAGGAUCCUCAGCAAGGUUAUGUGGAGACCAGACAGGAGGAAACUGCCGAGUAUAAUACUGGUGUGUUGUUUGUUGCAUAACAUCAUAAUCGACUGUGGAGAUUAUCUGCAAGAGGAUGUUCCUUUUUCUGGUCAUCAUGACACAGGCUACGCAGACCGGCUCUGCAAGCAGACUGAGCCGCUUGGUGGUGAGCUCAGAGGAUAUCUGACUGAGUAUUUGCUGAGGGGAGGAUCCUAAACCCUGGGGUAUUUUGUCUAUUUGACAUCGUCAUCUCUUCUCAAAGGCCGUACUAAACCCGUUGAACCGUUCAUCGUCAGUUUACUGGUAGACUUCGAAAUAUCCGACAGAAGAAUGUAAUGAAACUUUUCUUCAAUACCGGAUCAACAGCAUGCUCUAUUAAGAUAUUGCCAAUUGGGCUUAUGUAGAAUCGACUACUCAGUUUGAGAGGUGACGAUAAUAUCCCAAAAAAGAAUUGUUUUUGCCAAUGUAUAUAUAUUGUUAUGUUGUUUUUUAUAUUUGGUGUUUUUUUAUAGAAUAGUUUUGAGUGGUUGGGUUCC
Messenger RNA from Capsella rubella, 1661 nucleotides. RefSeq names its product protein ANTAGONIST OF LIKE HETEROCHROMATIN PROTEIN 1. Gene Ontology annotation, molecular function: chromatin binding. The coding region runs from base 16 to 1341 and encodes 441 amino acids. The transcript is spliced from 3 exons. Lineage: Eukaryota; Viridiplantae; Streptophyta; Magnoliopsida; Brassicales; Brassicaceae. Gene Ontology annotation, cellular component: PRC1 complex; ESC/E(Z) complex. The record is from RefSeq and is a predicted model, not a curated record.